This is a messenger RNA of Drosophila mauritiana, 1745 nucleotides long. Its product is annotated as 27 kDa hemolymph protein. The transcript is spliced from 2 exons. NCBI's taxonomy places the organism in Eukaryota, Metazoa, Arthropoda, Insecta, Diptera, Drosophilidae. Bases 213 to 1118 code for a protein of 301 amino acids. The record is from RefSeq and is a predicted model, not a curated record.
AAGUGCCAUCUCUAGCCGACGGGCAUAGGCAUAUUUCGAACAAAUUUCGAACAAGUUUGGAGCAAACGAACAAAUAUGAUUGCUUGAAGCGCAUAGAACCAACCACAAACAAAAGUGCAAAACUUGGAGCUUAAAAACUAAAGCAAAGGAGAAUAACGGAAGAGGAGGGAAGCAAGAAGACAAAGAGGAGUGCGAAAAAUACAGCCAACAUCAUGUACAGGAUAUAUGUAAGCCAUGCGAUAUGCGCCAUUUGGUUGGUUAUACUCGCCACUGCCGGCGUAAUGGCCCAGCUAGACCUGGAUCAGAUCCAGACUCAGCUGCCCGACCAGCUAAGCAAGUCGAACUUUAGCGUGAAUGACGCCAAGGAGCUAUUUCGCAACAAAUGCAUCGAGGUGGCCGGCGAGGAGGCGGGCGGCGAGGCGUACGGUGAGAUCGAGUCCGGAUUCAUGGUGCUAACCGAGUGCCUCAAUGGCAUUGUCAACUACACGGCAAUGCAGCAGGAAAUACAGGAGGCGUCGCCCAAGGGCGAACUGGAUGUGGUUUUCAACAAGUACUGCAGCCGGCGUUCCAAUGCCGUCGAGUGUGUGGAUGCGUUCACGGCCAAACUGGUGCCCUGCCUGGUGCAGGAGGAGCGCGAGGGCCAGGAUGUCAUCAAGCAGAUCAUCCAGAGUCUGCUCAACUUUGUCUGCCACAAGGAUGGCGAUCAGAUAGCCCUGUUCAUUGCCGAAAAGGGACCCGAAUGCAUUGAGUCCCAGAAGGACAACAUUCAGCAGUGCGUGAACAGCACGUUCUCCGAGUACCUGAACGUGUCGGAUCUGCAGGACAACCGCAUCAGGAGCAUGCCCAAGCUGACGGUGGGUCAGAAGCAGUGCGACGAGAUGCUGACUCUGCAGGCGUGUGUGGUCCGUAAACUGGAGAACUGCUCGGACAUAACACCGGCGAAUCUCGUCGAGUCGAUGUUCAACUUCAUCCGGAACCAAACCAUGUGCCGAGACAAUCAGAAAUCCCCGCUAGUUGCGGCUGCGGCCAGCGGAGGCAGUCGGGCAUUCCAUCAAGUGUGGACCCAUGUGGGCAUCGUUUUGCUUAUCCUGCGAUUCGCUCUACAAAAGUCUUCUUAGUUCUAAGUCUGGGCGUCCGCUAUAUAUCUCGAAUCCGAAUCUGUAAAACGCCUUCUCAACGCAUCGACUUUGGCAAUCCAAAGCGAUUAAUCAAAGAGCACGAUAAUCACUGUUUUUAAGCCUUUGCUUCGCUUAUAUUAAUAUGCAUGUAGCCGUGGAGCAGGUGUCCAUAGUUCAACCGCUUUCGGGGAUGCGCAUGUCAAGGUGCUGCUGCUCCAGGCGGCCAGCCAGCCAUAUCGUUUUUGUUUGGUGCUUCUAAUUUAUGUAAUUAAUUGCCAGUUGAUGUAUGUAUGUAUGUAGUAUUUGUGAACAUUUGCUUAUACUUCUACUUCUACUUCUACUUGUGAAUCUGAUUUUCUUCUGAACUUUGUCAUGCGUUCCAUCUAAUGCUUUAUUUCAAUUUAAUGAAAAGGUGGGGCUUGCGGUUCUGAUUCGAGUUGGGUUUGUAUUAAAUCUCGUAUUUCACUGAAGGCAGCAAACGGUAAUCUCACUAUUUUAUAGUGGAUCGGGUAUGGGUUUGGGAAAUGAAAUGCUAUAUAUGUGUAAACAAUGAAUGGAUAUGUUUUGUAAAUGAAUAUACGUAUCAUUAUUGUAGUAAUAAAGUGAUAAAUUUGAAAACAAAUACAA